Molecule: messenger RNA, 2538 nt
Organism: Colletotrichum karsti
Lineage: Eukaryota; Fungi; Ascomycota; Sordariomycetes; Glomerellales; Glomerellaceae
Exons: 8
Coding region: 1-2538 (845 amino acids)
Biological process (GO): carbohydrate metabolic process
Cellular component (GO): extracellular region
Molecular function (GO): chitinase activity
Source: RefSeq, a predicted model, not a curated record
AUGUUGGCUGGCCAAAGACGCCAACAAGUCCCGCUUUCAGCACCCGGCAAGGCGCAUCUCGCCAUGCGUUCCAUCCUCUGGCUCGCCUUCUUGGGCGGCGUGGUCUCGCGAUGUUCCGGCUUUGAACCACUAUCCAAGAACAACGUGGUGGUCUACUAUGGCCAAGGACCUAAUCAGGGCGACCUCAUAGAGCAAUGCCAGCAGCCCGAGAUCGACGUCAUCGUCCUCUCCUUCGUUCACCUCUUCCCGGCGCAGGCGAACGGUUACCCAGGUACCAACUUCGGCAACCGGUGUGUCGGGGAGGUUUACCCGGGCCCUGGCUUCAACGGAGUGAACGACCCGUCAAGAGACCAGCUGCAGUCCAACUGUCCGACGUUGAACGCCCAGAUCCCCGUGUGUCAGCAAGUAUACGGCAAGAAGAUCAUCCUAUCUCUGGGAGGCGGCGUCACGACCUAUCAACUUACCGGGAGAUAUGAGGGCGAGUUGCUGGCAACGUACCUUUGGCACAUGUUCGGUCCCAAGAGUCCUGAUUGGACUGGGCCCCGCCCGUUCGACAGCGAAGGACAGGUUGUCGAGGUGGACGGCUUUGAUAUGGACAUUGAGCACCCCUCAACAGAUAAUUCGGAGGGCUACAUCGCCCUUGUCACUCUUCUUCGCUCCCUUUUCGAGACAGCAUCCAAGCCGUACUAUCUAACGGGUGCCCCACAGUGCAUCGUCCCUGAUUCCAACAUGGCGGCUAUGCUCAGCGCUGCACAGUUCGACAUGAUUUUCAUUCAAUUCUACAACACGCCUGAUUGCUCAGCUGCGACAUGGGUCGCGAACAACCCUUCCUACACACCUGGCCAGUCGUAUCAGCAGGCAGGGUUCACCUACGAUGCAUGGGAUCAAUGGCUGGCCAACACCCCAAGCAGAGACGCCAGGCUGUACAUCACUCUGCCUGCAUCACCUGACGCCGCGAACCCUGGUAAUUAUGUCACCCAUGAGCAGGCUAGGAGCUUGAUCGACGCAUACUACUGCCGAGCAUCUUUUGGCGGUGUUGCCGUCUGGGAAGCCACUCGAGGAGAUGCAAACCCGUACAACGGCAAAUCCUUCCAGGCCGUCAUGAAGGACUGGCUUGUAGAAGCCGCCGUGAACCCCCUGUUGGCUACCUGCCAGCUCGAAGAGGUGACUCAAGAUGACAUGAUCAUCGCCUCGCUGGCCUGGGGGUUCACCCUGGGUUUCGGCUGGCUUACAGUGUGGACGGCGAUCAAGCAGACCACUGCCAUGUACAGGCGGCAAGGCGAUCGCAUCUUGCACAACCCGUACAUCUGGAUGAUUUGGUUAGAGAUUCUGGUGUGCGCCAUCUUCAGCGUCAUUUGCUGGCUGCAUCUCAAAGGCAUCAUACCACCAAGCUUCGCAUUCUACUUCACCAUUCUGACAACAUGGGCCCUACAAGUUCAAUUCCUACUGCAAAUCAUCAUCAACCGCUGCGCAGUUCUCCUCACCAACCGAAAGGUCGCAUGGCGCGUCAAAGUUGGCGUCGCCGUCCUCAUCACCGCCAUCAACAUCUCCGUUUACAACAUCUGGAUUCCGGCCCGGCUUCAGGUCUCCGAGCGUUACAUCUCGAUCAAUGACUGGUGGGACCGCUGCGAAAAGGUCAUCUACCUCAUCGUCGACGGCGCACUUAACGUCUACUUCGUGCGGAUCGUGCAGAAGAACUUGGUCAUGCACGGCCUUACCAAGUACAAACGACUAACUCAGUUCAACAUGUUCAUCAUUGGGUUUUCGCUGAGCAUGGAUGUGCUCAUCAUCGCCAUGAUGAGUCUCAACAACACGUUUGUAUACAUGCAAUUUCACCCGUUGGCAUACCUCGUGAAGCUGAAGAUCGAAAUGUCGAUGGCCGAGCUCAUCGGCAAGGUCGCCCGCAAACGCGACAUGGGAAUACUAUCCGCGGCAGACUUCAACGGCGACCGGAACUCCUGGCCCAACUCAGAGUAUAGCCUACAGAUCCCGAACUACGCCCGCGGCCCCGUCUCACGCGCGCCAAAUCCCAUCGAGCUCAACACCGUCGGAAGCCUAUCGCGAGGCGUCAACACAGCCGCGGUCAGCUCCAGCCCCGGCAGCAGACGGGAAUCCAUCGGCACGGUCCGAGAAGACGGACAACAGCCGAAGAUGGCGAUCUACAGGACCAGGGAGGUCGUGGUGGAGAUCGAAAGGGUGCCUAAUAACAACAGCAAAGUACCACCAGUCGCCGCAACGACGAGUAGCAGCAAGAGGACGACGACGGCGGACGACACGUGCUUCGACAGCCGUGUUGACAUCGAAGACGACGACGACGACAACGACGACUCAUCACUCAAGGGUCUGCGCCCGCAAAAGUCCCUCGCCCUGCCGGACGUGCAGGCCCCGUGGGCGGGCGGCUUCAGCACGCGCAUCUGGGACGGGACGAACUGCGAACAGGAUCCCACCCUGCCCGCCUCCGUCGCCAAGAUCGGCUCGGGGUGGCAACACGACGACGUGUUGCAGACGAGCGGCUUUCCCGAUCUGGGACGUAAAUGA